This is a messenger RNA of Melanotaenia boesemani (Boeseman's rainbowfish), 2039 nucleotides long. Its product is annotated as ETS-related transcription factor Elf-1-like. The record is from RefSeq and is a predicted model, not a curated record. Gene Ontology annotation, biological process: cell differentiation; regulation of transcription by RNA polymerase II. Gene Ontology annotation, molecular function: DNA-binding transcription factor activity, RNA polymerase II-specific; sequence-specific DNA binding. The coding region runs from base 447 to 1760 and encodes 437 amino acids. Gene Ontology annotation, cellular component: nucleus. NCBI's taxonomy places the organism in Eukaryota, Metazoa, Chordata, Actinopteri, Atheriniformes, Melanotaeniidae. The transcript is spliced from 8 exons.
CAAACACUUCCUUCCUGUUACUGGUUUAGCCCAGUUUAGAAGAAAGAUAAGCGCUAACGAAUGAUGUGCUAAAGAGUCACGAUGACUAAGAGGCUGAUAUAAUCUUCUGUACUCAGAGAGGAGUGACCCUCUUUGUUUAGCUUCAGUCAGACCACAGGACAUUUCAGCAGCCCCCACUUCCUCAUCUAGAAUUGAAGCAGAGCAAGCGAACACGAGUUUCCUGUGACGCCACUGUGUCUCUGGUCAAUUAGUACACUCACAUCUCUCUUCCACUGCCUGGGCUGUUCAGUCAUCUGCUGUUCAUCGAGAAAUUCUUGCCGGAAGGAGGAUUUGCUUACGUUCAACAGCAACUCAGGCCUGUUCAGUUGUUGUUAACAGUCUGUGGGGAAAAGCUGUGAUGGUGUUUUCAUGAGGUUAAAUUCUGUGUGUGAUCCAAACGAACAGCCAUGUUACAGCAGUCAGAGCUCAUCUUUGAAUAUGCCAGUGACCAUUUCAACUCGGUGCAGUUGAUGGGUCACCCAGACUACCCUGCAGUGAUUGUGGAGCAGGUUCCCCAUCCACACCUGCUGACAUAUACAGGUUUAUCAUGUGAACAUUCACCGAUCGAGGAUCACCAGCAGCUGCUAAAAGUGGAACCAUGUGACAGCGGAGAGGAAGAGACCAUGGAGACACUUGUUGCUGCUGACUCAUUUAACAUGGACUGUGCUGACACCCUCUCCCUGGAACAGCACUACUCCCAGGCCUUCUUACCAUCACUGGGUGAUGUCAUCACUACUCCUGUUACCCAGGUUACCGUGUCAGCUGAGGGGGUUGUGGGAGCUAUUGACCAGCCACAGUGGCACUCACUGCAUACGGAGAAACCUGUGGCACAGCUGCAGUCCAGAAAGAGAGGUAGGAAACCUCGUCAUCGGAGGGCAGAUUCUCCCACACCAAACAUCACAGUUAAGAAGGACAAAUACAACAAAGGUGGAAACACACUUUACCUGUGGCAGUUCCUGAUGGAGCUACUGCAAGACAGACAAGUCUGCCCCCGUUACAUCAAAUGGACUGAUCCGCAGGCUGGGAUCUUCAAGCUGGUCAACUCCAAAGCUGUGGCCAGGCUCUGGGGCAAACACAAAAACAAGCCAGAUAUGAAUUACGAGACGAUGGGAAGAGCACUCAGGUACUACUACCAAAGGGGCAUACUGAAUAAGGUUGAAGGCCAGCGUCUCGUUUACCAGUUCACCUCUCUUCCCAAAGACAUGAUCUACAUCACAGAUGGAGAUGGCACCAAAGAGGAGGAAAAUAAUGAUCACAACAGUAGCAACGAUGAUGAUGUAAGUGAUGACUCCGGCAGUGCAAUAUCUAGUGACCAGUCAGAAGAGGAAGAGGAUUCUCCUUACCCGCCGCAAAAGAAAAUGGCAUUUGUCUCACUCCAAGCCACGCCCACACAGCGCAUCAAAUCAGUUCCCAGGCCUUCAGCUCAGCGUGACACUGUGCUGCGACCCACCAGCACCAGUUUGAUCCAGGAGCAGCACUUGCCCAUUGUGUCUGCUGAGAUGCUGCGGACACUCCAGAACCUGCAGAAGGUCCAGUCCCUGCAACCCGCAGGUCACGCGUCAGUCUUUAAAACAGCUCAGCUGCUGGGGAGUCUGUGUGAGCGACAGGCUGCCGCUGAGGUGGCUGUAGACAGUGACUGUGCUCCGAAGACACCCGAAGUAAAGAUGCAUGUGGGACAGAAAACACCACAUCUGGUGCCUCUGACAAGUUCUGACCAAUAGAACCGACCCACAGCAUCCACACACCCUCAAACACAUGCAUGCCCACACACUCCGUUGACUCAGGACCACUUAAAAAGCUGCUCUUUGCUGUGGUGGCAUCUGCACGCCAGUGAUAACGUCUGACAUGUGGAAGAUCUAGAACUGAUUCACUUUUUCAGAUCAUCAGAAGCAGGCGAUUCUGGAUCAGUUCAACAAAGGUUUAGAUCAUGAGAUCUUUGUUAGAAGAUAGUAAAAACCAAAACAUCACUGCAGCCUAGCUUAAAUUAAAGGCAUGCUAAA